UCAGAAAAUGGGAUACACUAUCACCACCUGCUGCACCAUCUUUCUCCUCUAUGCAUUCGCGGUUCUUCGCUCCCUCCAAGCUGAGCCAACUCGGCCUCCGUUCUCAUGUGACUCAUCCAACGCGUUAACGAGUUCUUAUCCCUUCUGCAACUCCUCGCUGUCCAUUCCCGAGAGGGUGGGGGACCUGGUCUCCAGGCUCACUCUGGAAGAGAAAAUCUCGCAGCUUGUUAACUCGGCAGCUGCAAUCCCCCGCCUCAACAUCUCCGCUCACGAGUGGUGGUCCGAGGCGUUGCACGGCGUUUCCCGCCACGGAAGGGGAAUCCGCUUCAACGGCACCGUCCAUGCCGCCACCAUGUUCCCCCAAACCAUCCUCUCCGCCGCCUCAUUUGACGAACGCCUCUGGUAUCGAAUUGGCCAGGCAAUUGGGAGAGAGGCAAGAGCAAUGUAUAAUGCAGGACAGGCAAUGGGGAUGACAUAUUGGGCACCAAAUAUAAACAUAAUAAGGGAUCCAAGGUGGGGAAGAAGCCAGGAGACAGCAGGGGAAGACCCACCAAUGGUUGGGAAAUAUGGAGUGGCUUAUGUAAGAGGCAUUCAGGGGGAUAGUUUUGAAGGUGGUGCCCUUAAGGAUCAUCAUCUCCAAGCCUCAGCUUGUUGCAAGCACUUCGUCGCCCAAGAUUUAGACAACUGGCAUAAUGUCACACGCUACGUCUUUGAUGCUAAAGUUGGUGAGCAGGAUAUGGCUGAUUCGUUCAUGCCACCGUUUAAGAGAUGUGUAGAAGAAGGGAAAGCCAGCAGUAUAAUGUGUGCUUACAAUCUUGUAAAUGGGGUUCCUAACUGUGCUAAUUAUGAUCUCUUGACCAAGAUGGCUCGCCAACAAUGGGGCUUUCAAGGGUACAUUGUGUCAGAUUGCGAUGCAGUUCAGAUCAUUCAUGAUCAACAAGGAUAUGCUAAAUUGCCAGAAGAUGCAGCAGCCCUUGUGCUCAAAGCUGGCAUGGAUUUGAACUGUGGUUCCUACUUGAGCAAGUACACAAUGUUAGCUGUUGAAAAGAAGAAAGUGCAAGAAUCUGAUAUAGACAGAGCUGUUAACAACCUUUUCUCUGUCAGAAUGAGGCUAGGGUUGUUUGAUGGCGAUCCGAAAGAACUGGAAUAUGGUGACAUCGCUCCAAAGGAAAUCUGCAGUCAGGAGCACCGGGACCUAGCCCUCGAAGCAGUAAGAAAUGGGAUUGUCCUUCUAAAGAACUCGGCAGGCCUCCUCCCACUUUCGAAGACACAAACUGCAUCCCUCGCUGUGAUAGGACCGAGUGCGAAUGCUUCAGAACCGCUCUUGGGUAACUAUGAAGGUUUCCCUUGUAAGAACGUUACGUUUCUACAAGCACUUCAGAGCUAUGUGAGUAACACAAUGUAUCAUCAAGGCUGUGAUUUUGUGAACUGCACCUCUACUGCAACCGAUGAAGCUAUUAAGAUUGCUGAAGUGGCGGAUAACGUUGUGUUAAUCAUGGGACUGGAUCAAACUCAGGAGAGGGAGAAGCUUGACAGGACAGACUUAAUACUCCCCGGAAAACAGGAAUCUCUUAUCUCAGACAUAGCGGAAGUUGCUAAGAAACCAGUCGUUUUGGUGCUUCUGUCUGGAGGGCCUAUUGAUGUAUCAUUUGCAAAAGAAAACCCAAAGAUUGGAAGCAUUUUGUGGAUUGGUUACCCUGGUGAAAUGGGAGGAAUUGCACUAGCAGAGACCAUAUUUGGUGACAACAAUCCAGGAGGGAAAUUACCAUCCACAUGGUAUCCCCAGGAUUUCAUCAAAAUCCCAAUGACAGAUAUGAGAAUGAGGCCCGAAAAUUCCACAGGAUAUCCUGGGCGCACUUACAGAUUCUAUACCGGCCCAAAAGUUUUCGAAUUUGGCUAUGGUCUGAGCUACACUAACCACCUUUACAAGUUCACCUCUGUCACUCAGAACAAUCUACAUUUGACUCAUAAUUUUUCUUCCACACCCAAAAGAUCGGUUUCAGUUUCAGAGAUUCAACCCGAGAUCUGCAGGGUUGCUGCAUUUUCAGUCAAAGUGAGAGUGCAGAAUGAUGGGAAAAUUGCAAGCAAGCACCCGGUGCUGUUAUUCCUCAGGCAAGACAGACAGGGACAACGCGAUCCAAUCAAACAACUGGUUGGGUUUCAAAGUGUGAAGUUGAGUGCAGGGGAAAGUAGUGAAAUUGAAUUUGUAGUGAAUCCUUGUGAGCAUUUCAGCAAGGCUAGUGAAAAUGGUUCAAUGGUGAUUGAAAGAGGCAAGUAUUUUCUUGUUGUGGAAGAUGAGGAAUACCCCAUCAGUGUUGUAACCUGAUUCUCAUCAACUAUGUAUUUUGCAAUGAAAGUUUAAUCCAUACAUUCCAAUA
Messenger RNA from Ipomoea triloba (trilobed morning glory), 2378 nucleotides. RefSeq names its product probable beta-D-xylosidase 7. Lineage: Eukaryota; Viridiplantae; Streptophyta; Magnoliopsida; Solanales; Convolvulaceae. The record is from RefSeq and is a predicted model, not a curated record. Gene Ontology annotation, molecular function: xylan 1,4-beta-xylosidase activity; alpha-L-arabinofuranosidase activity. Gene Ontology annotation, cellular component: plant-type cell wall. The transcript is spliced from 6 exons. Gene Ontology annotation, biological process: arabinan catabolic process; xylan catabolic process. Bases 8 to 2326 code for a protein of 772 amino acids.